AGUGUUCAGCCUGUCAACUAAGCAAAUGGCGUCAGACGUUGACAAGAACGAUUUUCCUUUGUUUCAUGAGUUCUCUCAUCAUCUCACGAAUACAACAGACAUUGUAGAAAAUAUUUUAGUUUAUCUUAAUGCGAGAGAACUAAACAGAUCUGCGAGGGUAUGCAGCUUUUGGGCAAAGAUUGUUAAAAGGUUAAAAAGAAAGAGGAAAACAAGAUCGUGGACUUGUCUGCACAAUAUCAGUGACGAGGAUGAUACGACAAGUGAUGCAGUAGUACAGACACAAAAUUUUAUUCAGGGGCUAUACACAGAGCCUGAUGUUGUGUUUGUGAUAAGUACAGCAGACCUUCUUCACAUGAAAACUGGACUAGCAGGGCAGACAAGAAGUGGUCGUUUAACUCGUGGUGUAACACAGACUUACCAAGAGUUUGUGUGCUCAUUAUUACCACAGUCUUGCAAGUUAUGUGGGAUAGAAUCAAAUGGUAUUAUAGGGACAACCUCAGAUUGUAGAGAGAGUAUAGAAGUUGAAAGAUAUAUGAAGGUGAUAUAAAAGGGG
Ruditapes philippinarum (Manila clam) is the source of this 553-nucleotide messenger RNA. RefSeq lists its product as uncharacterized. The transcript has 4 exons. Bases 26 to 547 code for a protein of 173 amino acids. Gene Ontology annotation, biological process: protein polyubiquitination; positive regulation of proteasomal ubiquitin-dependent protein catabolic process. Gene Ontology annotation, molecular function: protein binding. The record is from RefSeq and is a predicted model, not a curated record. NCBI's taxonomy places the organism in Eukaryota, Metazoa, Mollusca, Bivalvia, Venerida, Veneridae.